Molecule: messenger RNA, 1047 nt
Organism: Geodia barretti
Lineage: Eukaryota; Metazoa; Porifera; Demospongiae; Tetractinellida; Geodiidae
Source: the annotation of a GenBank genome assembly
AUGGAGGAGAAUAUACAGAACACUAGCGACUAUGUCUCGCUGUGUGAGGACUGGUGCCCAGGGCAGACCCUCCCCGACAGCUGCCCCAUGUUUGCCGUGGACUGCGAGAUGGUCAUCACGAAAGAUGGAUACGAGCUCGCCAGGGUGUCAGUCGUCGACGAAAAGCUGGUCUGCGUCUACGACAAACUGGUAAAACCGGACAAUCCGGUACUGGACUACAAGACGGAGUUCAGCGGGAUCACACAAGAAAUUCUGAAAAACGUCACCACUUCUCUGUCGGAGGUUCAGAAAGACCUGAGCACCCUCCUACCCCAGCCAUGUAUCUUGAUCGGACACUCGCUCGAGAAUGAUUUCCGUGCUCUCAAGAUGACCCAUCCCUUUGUUAUCGACACGUCUUGCCUCUUCCAGGGCCCCCCUGAAGCCAUGACUAACUGGUUCAAACCCAAACUACGCAUGCUGGCCAAGAGAUUUCUCGGGAAAGAGAUACAGACUGGGACGAACGGGCACUCGCCCACUGAAGAUGCACAGUCUUGCAUGGAACUGGUGCUGAGGAAGCUGAAACUGGGAGACAAAAUGUCGCUACACAAGACAGAUCGGAGCAUACUGAGCGAAGUAGCUAGUCGCGGUCGACCGACGGCCAUAGUUGAUCGCAGUAGCAUCGUAAAGUUAUUUGGAGGGUUGGCUAGUCACUACACUGUCUCGAGAGACGAGGAGGUGUUGGAGGAGGGGAGGGACGCAGUUUCAUCUCAUGACCUCACCUUUCUCCAGUUGCACAGCUACGAAGACUCGAUCAAGGGAAAGGCAAAGGCUCCUCCGGAGCACAGUAGAGAUCGAGUGCUGCGCCAGCUGGACAGUGAGGCGACGGACUUCCUGGUGAGCCUUCCUCGUGGCACACUGGCCCUGGUUGUGUGUGGCAGCAAUGACAUCACCAGAAUGAAGAGUCUGCUGCGACUGAAGCUGAGGGACAAGGUGAAGGAAACUGGUGGCCACCGCUCGAACUGGUCUCGCUCUCGCUUUCAUCACAUGACAGCUCACAUGAUCCUCUAA